AUGCCAAAUAAAUCUCAACAACAACACGAAAAAGAAGAGAAGCAAGAAAAUGAAGAUGACAAUAUAGAAAUUGAUAAGAUUAAUCCAAAAUCACCACCAUAUUACAACAGUGUUUAUUCUAGUGACGAGGACAGUAAUAGUAAUAGUAAUAAUAAUAAUAAUAGUAAUAGUAAUAAAAGUAAUUCACCGAUAUUAAAAAAUAAUAAAAGUAAUUCACCAAUAUUAAAAAAUAAUAAAACUAACUCAAGUCCACUUAGUAUUGUGAAUGAUGAAAUUUUUAAUUUUGAUGAUAAUAAUAGCAGCAAUAAUGAAUCGAUAAUAGAUUUAAAAAGAAAUAAAAGUUUAAGCGAUUUGGAAAUAAGCACAAGAAUCAGAAAGAAAUUUGAAGAUUCAUUAGAAUAUUUUAGCUCAUUAUUAGAUAUUAUUACAAAUACAAAAUCGAAAAAAUCAACUAUGCUCCCAUCUAACCAAAAUUAUAUAAAAAGAAAUAGCGCUGUAUCAACACCAACUAAUAUAUUUAUUAAUAAUAUUCAAAGAUCAAAGGUCGGAUCAUCUCAUGAUAAUUUAUUAAAUGCAAGUUUUACAAACGGUACAAGUAAUUCCCAAAGCGAUAGUGAAGGAAGAAUUGAAGGUGAUUUUCAAAUUCCAAUUGGUGGAACCAUUAAUAAUAGUGAUGUCGAUAAUAGUAGUGAUAGUUUAGCACAACAGCAACCAAAAGAGCGAAAACAAGAGGAACCACAAGUACAAUUUAAUAACUCUCAAGAUGCAGAUGAUGAAAAUAGCUUUUAUGAUACAAGCACAACCGAAGAGGAUGAAGAUUUAUAUCAUGACAAUGGAAAAUUAAAAACAAUCUCUCAAAUGAAAUCAGAGUUGGAGGAAUUCUUUUUACAUCUCAGUUUUAAAAAGCGUGAAGAGAUUUCUUUUUCAUUAUCAGUUGAACAAGAUCCAUUGGUUAUUGAUCAAACUAUCAGUCAAUAUUUUGAAAUGUUUGUUAAUGAAUGUUAUAAUGAAAUAAUAAAUAAAUUUCAGUUUCAAUUUCCUAAUAUUAUAGAUACAAUUAAAAUAAUGAGAAGUUCACCAGAAAUUAAAAUAGCAGGCAAUCCAAACGAAAAUUACAUUCCAUUACAUAAAUCCUCACCAUCAUAUAAAAAAUUUUCAAUUGUAGAUUUCACAAAGAAAAAAUUAUUAUCAGGCAUAAACUCAUCAAACGUGGGUAGUUUCUUUUUAUCAAUGAUUCCAAUUGUAGAUUGGAUACCCAAAUAUCAACUAAAGUAUAUUAAAGAUGAUGUUAUUUCAUCUCUUACUGUCGGCUUUAUGAUUGUUCCACAAGCUAUGGCAUACGCAAUUUUAGCUGGUCUACAACCCAUUUAUGGUUUAUAUGCUGCUUUCAUAUCUCCAAUUGUUUAUGGUAUCUUUGGUACCUCAAAUGAAAUUUCAGUUGGUCCAGUCGCUAUGGUUUCUUUAUUAAUUCCAAAUGUUGUUAGCGUUCCAUCUACCGAUCCAGAGUAUGUGGUCGAGGUCUUGUGUCUAUCGUUAUUAUCCGGGUUAAUAUUAAUUGUAAUUGGCUUCUUAAGAGCUGGCUUCAUCAUUGAAAAUCUUCUUAGUAAUCCAAUUUUAAUGGGCUUCAUCCAAGCUGCCUCACUUUUAAUUAUUUGUAGUCAAAUUAAAAACCUAACACAAAUUCCAAUACCAAGUACCGUUUCAAGUUUACCAGAGUUUAUUCAAGCCAUUGCAGAACAUUACAAAUCGAUUCAUGGUUGGACUGUGUUGUUUGGUUUGUGCGCUUUAGUGGUUCUAGUAUCAUUCCGUUUUAUAAAUAAUAGAAUUAAAUACAAAGUACCAAUUGCUGUUAUUAUCUUGUUUUUAUCAACUUUAAUAUCAUACUUAAUCAAUUCAAAAUCGCAUGGUAUUAAAAUUAUUGACACUAUUCCAUCAGGUUUACCAGUUCCAAGAGGAAUAACCCUAAAUAUAGACAAAGUUGGUAAAUUAAUUGUUGGUGCAUUCAUUAUUUCAAUUUUAGGUUUUGUAGAAUCGAUUUCAAUUGCAAAGAAAUUUUCAUCGAUUAGAAAGUAUUCAAUUGAGCCAAGCCAAGAAUUAAUUGCGCUAGGUAUGUGUAACUUUGUUGGAUCAUUUUUCCAAGCAUGUCCAUCAACUGGUUCAUUCUCAAGAACAGCAGUAAACUUUCAAACCAAUUCAAGAUCAAGAGUUUGUUCUAUUGCAUCGGGUGUAAUUGUAGCAUGUGUAUUAUUAUUUUUAACACCAAUUAUCAAACAUACUCCAUUAUGUAUUCUUUCGGCCAUUGUCAUCGCAGCAGCCAUCACAUUAUUCGAAUUUAAAGAAAGCUAUGAACUAUUAAAAGGUGGUGAAAUAUUGGGUUUUAUUCAAUUGGUUUUCGUAUUUUUAAUAACUUUAAUGUUCGGUUCAGAGGUUGGUAUAGUUGUAGCAUUUUGUGUAUCCAUUUUACAAAUUAUCUAUUUCUCAGCUAGACCACAGUUGGUUAGUUUGGGUAGAUUACCAGGUACUUUGGUAUUUAGAAACAUUAAACAUUAUUCAGGCGCAAUUGUAAAUAAAAGAGUUAAAAUCUUAAGAUAUGACUCUCGUUUAACCUAUUAUACAGUCAAUCAUUUCAGAGACACCCUUUAUAAAAUGAAUAGCGAAGAAGGUUUCGAAGCGGUCCAUACCAUUAUCUUUGAUAUGGUAAAUGUUAGUUCAAUUGAUUCAACAGCCAUCGAUGUACUAAACGAAAUCAUAGAUUACUACAAAGCUAUAAAUAUUCAAAUAUUAUGGUCCGAUAUUAGACCUUUUGUUCAACAAGUUAUGCAUAGAUCAGGUUUCUUAAAAAGAUUAGAUCAUCACCAUUUCUUUACUUCAACACAUAAAGCUGUAGAAUAUGCAUUAUCAAGUUAA
This is a messenger RNA of Dictyostelium purpureum, 2907 nucleotides long. RefSeq lists its product as uncharacterized. The record is from RefSeq and is a predicted model, not a curated record. Gene Ontology annotation, molecular function: secondary active sulfate transmembrane transporter activity. The transcript has 2 exons. Gene Ontology annotation, cellular component: membrane. Gene Ontology annotation, biological process: transmembrane transport. Lineage: Eukaryota; Evosea; Eumycetozoa; Dictyosteliales; Dictyosteliaceae. Bases 1 to 2907 code for a protein of 968 amino acids.